AUGGGUGACAAGGGAGACUCAUCCAAGAAACAACCACAACAAUCUCACCACCCUAAACAGCAGCAGCAGCAACAACAGCAGCAGCAGCAGAUUUCAUCUUCUCCAAAAUCCCUACCACAAGCUUCUGCUGAGGAACCAAUAUCAGAAACAAGGACAAUCCAUCACCAACAGCAACAGUCACCAGUUGUUGUUGUGAGUGGAGCAACUCCAUUCAUCUCAUCAAGCCCUCUCUAUGUCUCAAGUGGUGCAAGUUCUUCACCCUUUGAGCAGCAACAGCAGCAACAAUUUGAGGCACUGAAUGUUACCUCAAAGAGGCCAAGGUACACUGGACAAUGGAAACUUCUUCCAUCACCAUCCUCACAGCAGCAUCAGAAACAAAUGGCGGCCAUGCUCCCAAGCGAAUCAAGCCCUUCACCAUCAGCAAAUCCACCACAACCCUUACAAACAUAUGCUGCUGCAGCAGCAGCAGCAGCUGCAUCAUCUUCAUCAGACACAGCAUCAUCUCCAAGUCACUCACCUAUGCCUUUGCUCUCAGGUGGUUCUGGCCAUGAAGGGAGCAAGCCAACAUCAGAAGGAGAACAACCACCACAGCUACUUCAUCACCAGCAACUAAGAAAAGGGAAGUAUGUGAGUCCAGUUUGGAAGCCUAAUGAGAUGCUAUGGCUUGCAAGGGCAUGGAAAGCACAGUACCAAGGUGGUGGUUCUGAUGGUUCAUCUUCAAGAACAGAACAACAGCAAGAAUUUGGAGGAAUGAGUAGAGGGAAAACUAGGGCUGACAAAGAUAGAGAAGUAGCUGAGUUUCUUCAGAGGCAUGGGGUCAGCAGAGAUGCUAAGACAGCAGGGACCAAAUGGGAUAACAUGUUAGGUGAAUUCAGGAAAGUGUAUGAAUGGGAGAGAGGUGGUGAGAGAGAACAAGUUGGAAAGAGCUACUUUAGGCUCUCACCAUAUGAGAGGAAGCUUCAUAGGUUGCCAGCUUCCUUUGAUGAGGAGGUUUUUGAGGAGCUUUCACAGUUCAUGGGGUCCAGAAUGAGGUCCUCCUCUCAUGGUGGCGGCAGAGGUGUAGAUGAUGGUAGGACAGCAUCACAUGCUGCUGUUGCUACAGUGAGACCUCUGCCACUGCCUCCACCUAGGCCUUUCAAGGAUGAUGAUCUUCCUCUCUCAGCCAGGACAACAAAGCAAUUGGGUGGUAAUGAAGCUUUCUUUCAUGGUCCCAACAGAGGUAGCUUAUUAGGGUUGGACCCUCAUCAGCAUAAUGUAUUGGACAUUCAAGGUGCUUCAUCUUCUUCAUCUUCCAGAGAGCUGAGAAGAAUUGGGAAGAUAAGGAUGACAUGGGAGGAAUGUGUGAGCCUUUGGGCUGAAGAAGGUGAAGUUCAUAGAGGGAGAGUGAGGGUUCAAGCUUCAAGCUUUUUGAAUGCUGAUGAACUCACUUACUUCGAUGAAUCCAUGGUUCCAUGUCUCAUGGAGUCCUUCGAAGAUGGUCCCCUAAGAGGCUAUUCGGUUGAUAGAUUUGUUUCAGGUCAGCAAGUCAAAGUUUUUGGGAGAAGAAAAUCGUCUUCGGCUUCGUCACCUCCUUCUUCUGAAUUAUAGUUGAAUAUGAUUUGGGUUGGUGAUGCAGCAGCGAAUACUACAACAACAGUAGAGUUUAGGGACCCAAGUGAAUACUACGUGGAAUGUUUGCAACAGAGAAUAAUGUCAUCACUACAACAACACUCACUUCCAACCUUAUUCGAAUUGAAACGCUACUUGCAAGAGCCACCUCCACAAGACUUACGCUUCCCACUCCGUAAACAGGUUUACGACGACUUACCACCUUCCAAAGACCUCUUCUUCGCUCCUUCAACUCACCCGCCUUUCUUGGAUUCUAGAACCUUCCUCUACGACGUCGUUUCCCCUCUCAUCAGAUCCAACAACCCUACCAUUCUCCCAUCUUCUAGAGACUCCUUCAUUCCCCUUUGGGACCAUUGCAUUAACUCAAUUCUUUCCUUCUUCUGCAACCAAGAUUUCAUUCUAAUCAGAAAGCCAACACAUACUACUACUACUAGUUCUACUGCGUUGCAAGAUCAAUGGCCCAACGUUACUGGUUUCGUUAACAACUAUUGCUUAUGGCGAGGGGAAGAAACCGAUCAACUACGAGAGGGACAACAAGAUCCGUCUUCCACCAUUGUUGAGAAGCUUCUGUGGACCUACGCGGAUCUACCUUACAUUCUCGGCUACUACGCCAUUGGAACCAAGGUAAUACUCUGCGCGCUAAGUAGGUCAACGCAAUCAGACCAAGGAGAAACGAGAAUUGUACGAACGGAUCUACAACAACUUAACCUAACUACACCUACAGAACGAAUCAAAGCUUUGGUUCCGUGUUUCAGAAUCGCUACACUGUUACCGUUACUGAGCAAGAUCUGUAACAACAGCAAGGGACUCGGGAUCUUCACGUACAGCGAUUUCGAGAGAUUUGACCACGGAAACGGCGUCGUAACGGAGAUGACGCCGAACACGUGCACUAGAAUGUUCUCCGAUAAGAGAAAAUGGCUGGCGGCGAAGGAGGUUUACGAGAUCUUGAAACACCGAAUCCCUCACGCGGAGACUCUGGUUCAGUGUUGCGAAAACGACAUGAGUUUAGUGUUCAAGCCGAGAGGUUGCAGAACGAAGCCUUCAAACUGCGAGGAGUUAGUUGAGGCGUUGAAGUGCGUGACGAAAGCGCUGGUGGCGCUGCACGACUUGUCGUUUAUGCAUAGGGAUUUGGGAUGGGAGAAAGUGUUGAGGAGGAGUGAUAGUAGGGAGAGGGAGAGUGAGUGGUUUGUGUGUGGGUUUGAGGAGGCGAGUGGGGCUCCGGAGCUGAACAGGCGCGUGAGAGUUGGGAGGGAGGGGGAGUGGGCGCCGGAAAUGGAGAGAGGUUUGCAUUCCGUUAAAGUGGAUGUGUGGGGGGUUGGGUGGUUGAUACGGACGUGUGGUUUGGUGGUUCCCAAAAUGGUGAAGGAGUUGGAGAGGAUGUGUAUGGAGAAUAAUCCCGAGCAUCGGCCUACGGCGGCUGACUGUUAUCACCACCUGCUUCAGCUUCAGUCUUCUCUCUCUCACCACCAACCGCCUCCUCCUGCCGCUCAUUUGAUGUGA
Molecule: messenger RNA, 3108 nt
Organism: Arachis stenosperma
Lineage: Eukaryota; Viridiplantae; Streptophyta; Magnoliopsida; Fabales; Fabaceae
Exons: 3
Source: RefSeq, a predicted model, not a curated record